AUGUCACAUUAUGACGGCACAGAGUGUGACAGUAACAGUGACAGUGACAGUGACAUUGGCAAACAUUUUGCCAUUGAACAUCCUGAAGAAGUAAAGGGCAUGUUUAAGGACUUUACGCAGUCUCCGGACAAGAUCAGAGAAAAAAUUGAGAGUCUAGAACAUGUGACACUCAACAUAGCUAUAACUGGAAAUUCAGGAGCAGGAAAGUCCACCUUUGUGAACGCCAUACUGGGUUUGAGUAACGAUGAUGAGGGAGCGGCUGAAACAGGAGCAACAGAGACCACAAGGAAGCCCAAAGCAUUCACACAUCCCACAAUGCCGAAUGUCACCAUUUGGGAUCUGCCAGGUGUUGGCACUCAGAAUUUCAGGGCGAAGACCUAUUUAAAAGAUGUGAAGUUUAAACGUUAUGACUUCUUCAUCAUCAUCAGUUCAGAAAGAUUCAAAGAGAAUGACAUAAAGCUGGCCAAGGCAGUCAAGAAGAAGAAAAAACUCUUUUAUUUCAUUCGCUCCAAGAUUGACAAUGAUGUCAAUGCUGAAAGCAAAAAGAAAGGCUUCAACAAAGAAGACUUGCUGUCUAAGAUCAGAGAGGACUGCAAGAUGAACUUGAAAGGUGUUGGAAAGCCACAGGUUUUUCUGAUAUCCUCCUUCAAUUUGCAGAGUUAUGAUUUCAAUAGGUUAAUGGACACAUUAGAGAAAGAACUUCCAGAAAACAAGAAACACGCCCUCAUCCAGGCUCUGCCAAUCUAUUCCCUUGAAGCAUUAGAGAGGAAGAAGAAGAUUUUUCAUGGGAUGGUCUGGCUCACAGCUUUAGCCUCAGGUGUUGCAUCUGCAGUCCCUGUUCCAGGUCUAACAAUGGCAUGUGACUAUGGAAUAGUCACAGGAUUUCUCGACGUUGCAUUCAAAUGCUUUGGGCUUGAAGACAAGUCUUUAAAGAUGCUUGCAUCAAGAGUGCGAAUGAACUGGAAGGACUUGAAAGGUGAAAUAAAGUCAAGGUUUAAAGAUGGAGUCACACCUGGGGUGGUGAUGUCUUUUUUCAAAACGCCUUCCAUGGUCGGACUCAUGACUGUGAAGAGUCUGCUGAGCUGUAUCGUGUUUUUUGGUGCUGCACCUGCAGGAGCAAUAUCUGUGGCCGUCAUGCACUUCAUGCUCAACAAAGCCCUCAAGGAGAUGGAAAAGGAUGCCAAAGCUGUGCUGGAAAAGGCGCAGCUGUAA
Molecule: messenger RNA, 1212 nt
Organism: Sardina pilchardus (European sardine)
Lineage: Eukaryota; Metazoa; Chordata; Actinopteri; Clupeiformes; Clupeidae
Product: interferon-gamma-inducible GTPase 10-like
Exons: 1
Coding region: 1-1212 (403 amino acids)
Cellular component (GO): membrane
Molecular function (GO): GTP binding
Source: RefSeq, a predicted model, not a curated record